GCUUGCUGUCUUGGGAGAUUCUGGGAGUUACAGUCCAAUGCCAGGACCCUUUUGCAUGCUAAUGCACACACACCCAUGUGCAUUUUCUUUUCAAUAAAAGGGGAGAGGCUUCCUCCAGACUGCAUUGCGCCCUGAUCUCACCUUGCCCAAUGCAGCUCCUUUAAUGCUGCGUCAACACUACAAAGGGCAGAGACUUUGCCCCUUUUGACUCUCUCCCCUUGGGAAGCGUCUUUGGCCUUGCGAUUUUUCCAGCCACAGAACGCUCAAGAUGAAGAUCGCGUUCGCUCCCCGCUCUGUCCCGUUACAGAGACGGCUGCAGACGGCUUCUGUGGCUCAAUGGGUCUUCAGCUUCCUUGCCUUAGCUCCGUUGUGCAUUGUGAUCUUCAUUGGCCUGGUCUUCACCCGCUUCUGGUUGAUCAGUGUGCUUUACGGAGCAUGGUGGGCCUACGAUUGGGACAGUCCGCGCAACGGUGGCAGGAAGAUCAAUAUGAUUCGAAACUUGGUUGUCUGGAGAUAUAUGAAGGACUACUUCCCCAUCACGUUGGUGAAAACGGCGGAUUUGGAUCCCACCAAGAAUUACCUCUUUGGCUUCCAUCCCCACGGGGUCCUGGUGGCCGGGGCUUUCAUCAAUUUCUGCACUGAAGCCACAGGGUUUUCCAAGAUGUUUAGAGGCCUGAGCCCUCAUCUGAUGCUGCUGGAUCUUUGGUUCAGAGCCCCAUUCUUUCGCGACUACGUCAUGAGCGGAGGUUUGGUGGCCUCUGACAAGGAAUCUGCUGGCAACAUCUUAAGGAAACCCGGAGGUGGGAAUGUGCUCACCAUUGUCAUCGGAGGGGCAAGAGAAGCCUUGGAAGCUCGGCCUGGAGCAUUCACCUUACUGCUGGCCAACCGGAAGGGCUUUGUCCGGCAGGCCUUACAGCAUGGAGCCUCGCUUGUCCCCGUCUUUUCCUUUGGAGAGAAUGAGUUGUUUGAUCAAGUGGAGAACCCUCCAGGUUCCUGGCUGAGAAGCACGCAAGAACUCCUGCAGAGGUUCAUGGGGGUCUCCCUUCCGCUCUUCCACGCCAGAGGAAUCUUCCAGUACAGCUUUGGCUUGCUUCCGUAUCGGAAACCCAUCUUCACCGUGGUUGGCAAACCCAUUCCAGUUGAGAAGAAUCCCAACCCCAGCCAAGAAGAAGUGGACGACUUACACCAGUUGUACAUGGCGGAGCUGAGCAAGCUCUUCGAAGACCAUAAACUGAAGUACAACGUUCCAGAGGACAAGCAUCUCUCUUUCGUUUGAAGUCAGAAAGCCAUGAUCCGCAUUAACUCCCCUGUUUACACUGGGUUGGAUCCCCAAGAAUGUGAGGAAGAAGCCACAAGUGCAGCUGUAUAUACGCAAUUGCACAAAUGUUGAUGCAGUGCUACAAUGUGUACAUUUUUCAUUUUCUCUUCUGCAUCCAGAUGCACACAAUGGUGCGCAAGCAAAGAAUAUAUUUGGCUGAUUCUUUUGGCACUGAUUGUUCUUGCUUGAGAUCUAGAUCUGCAACGGAUUCAGUGUUGAUAGACAGAUAGAUUUGAGUCCAGUCUACAUGGUGUCGCCACCCAUCUGAAUACAGUAGACUCUCAGUUAACCAGCACUCGUGGGGACUGGUAGAUGCCAGAUAAAUGUAGUUUCUGGUUCCUUGAGAGUUACUAUUAAAAUACCGUAUAUACUCGAGUAUAAGCCGACCCGAAUACAAGCCGAGGCACCUAAUUUUACCACAAAAACUGGGAAAACUUAUUGACUCAAGUAUAAGACGAGGGUGGGAAAUGCAGCAGCUACGGGUCAAAUUAAAAAAUAAAAAUAGAUAUUAAUAAAAUUACAUUAAUUGAAGCAUCAGUAGCUUAAAUGUUUUUGAACAUUUAUAUAAAACCGUAAUUUAAGAUAAUAAAAAGGCUUUAAUAAGAUAAUACUGUCCAACUCUGAUUACCGAUAUACUCGAGUAUAAGCAGACCUGAAUAUGAGUGAGGCCAGGACCCUCACUUGAGUAUAAGCCGAGGUGAGCGUUUACAGCCCUAAAAAGGGCUGAAAAACUAGACUUAUACUCGAGUAUAUAUGGUAGGUCUAAUAUACCCCAUACUGUAAAUUGCAUUAAUGAUAUCAAUAUUGAAAUACAGUCAUUAAGAGCAAAUUAAGACAUGAAAUACAGACAUAACUCAAUGUACAUCUUUAAAGGUAAAGGUUUCCCCUUGACAUUAUGUCUAGUUUGUUGCAGAUUGGAGAUGAUAAAUGGAAGAUCUUACUUGUGCCCGCGCUCCAGAAUCACCCACCACUCAGGAAAACUACAGAAACUUUACUGAUUCCAAGACAUUAAAAAAAAGUAGUAUUUACAAUGGUCCCUCAAGAAGACAGUCCUGGUUCUUCACCUUCUUUUCUCAGCAGCAAACAGGCCUCAAAAUAGCAAGGCCUCUCUGAGUACACAGCUCUCUUCACAGCAGUAUUCAGUCAGCACUGAAAAACUUGUCCAAACUGGUUCUGCAGCAGCAGAACAGAAACAGUAUCAAAUCAACCCCCUGAUCUUUGCAGGCUCAGCCAAUCGGCUUCAUGCACUUCAUUUUACAGUUAACACACACAGCACAGUGCCUUUGCAAACCAUGAUAUAGUUGUGUCCUACCCUGGGGGGUGGUACUCAUCUCCAUUUCUAAGUCGAAGAGCUGGCGUUGUCCGUAGACACCUCCUAGGUCAUGUGGAUGGUAUGACUGCAUGGAGCAUUGUUACCUUCCCACUGGAGCGGUACCUAUUGAUCUACUCAAAUUUGCAUGUAUUCGAUCUGCUAGGUUGGAAGAAGCUGGGGCUAACUAUGGGAGCUCACCCCGCCUCGCAGAAUCGAAACACCAACCUUUCUUUGCUGUAUUAUUAAAAUAGUAUUGUGGAUGCAGUAUGCAAUUAAGGUGCAGAUAAAAAUCAAUUUUAUUUGAAUUCUUAUUUAAAGCAUUGAAAGUAUUAUGUCUUUGAUAUUCUGCCAGUUGCUUGAGUUCUGGAUAACGGAGAGUCUACUGUAUACCAAAUUCUUCAGGACGAGGGCUUGUACACAAUAUACAAAUGAGAGCAGGAAACGGGAGAGUUUUAUUUUCAGAUGUAGGGAAAGGAGAUACAAAAUCAACAGGACAACACUGAAUCUGGCCGGCGGAAAAGCAAAGAGCCCAAGGCUGUUAGGGAUUGUGGGAGUUGAAGUCCAAAACACCUGUGCCUGUUCCAAACUGUAAAAUUAAUGCAAUUUGGUUCUACUUUAACGGCCCUGGUUCAAUGCUAUGGGGUCCUGGGAGUUAUAGUUUGAUGGCCCCCCCGGCACUCUUUGCCAGAGAAGACUAAAACUACAACCUCCUUGAUUCCAUAGCAUAGCAGUUAAUUGGGUGUCAAACAGCAUUAAUUCUACAGCGUAGAUGCACUCCUUCUCCAUUGUGCCUCUUUUGCUAUUUUUAAUAAAAACAUUGCAAAAACAAG
Messenger RNA from Anolis carolinensis (green anole), 3460 nucleotides. RefSeq names its product monoacylglycerol O-acyltransferase 2 (gene mogat2). Lineage: Eukaryota; Metazoa; Chordata; Lepidosauria; Squamata; Anolidae. The transcript has 6 exons. Bases 269 to 1276 code for a protein of 335 amino acids. Gene Ontology annotation, biological process: triglyceride biosynthetic process; diacylglycerol biosynthetic process. The record is from RefSeq and is a predicted model, not a curated record. Gene Ontology annotation, molecular function: diacylglycerol O-acyltransferase activity; 2-acylglycerol O-acyltransferase activity. Gene Ontology annotation, cellular component: endoplasmic reticulum membrane.